Sphaeroforma arctica JP610 is the source of this 255-nucleotide messenger RNA. RefSeq lists its product as hypothetical. The annotation marks the transcript as partial. NCBI's taxonomy places the organism in Eukaryota, Ichthyosporea, Ichthyophonida. The record is from RefSeq and is a predicted model, not a curated record. The transcript has a single exon. Gene Ontology annotation, biological process: protein deubiquitination. Gene Ontology annotation, molecular function: cysteine-type deubiquitinase activity.
GCUGCUAGUCCCAGUGAAGUGCCCUCGACCACCAAUACAGGACCGGUCCCAGUAGAUUUCCCCACAGGUGCACCUCAGUACGAACUGCAGGGCUUUGCGAGCCAUAUCGGGUCGUCCACUCUGUGCGGUCACUAUGUGUGUCAUGUGAAGAAAGGCGGACAAUAUGUGCUAUUCAACGACGAGAAAGUGGCUGUGUCCAAGGAACCUCCGCGUUUGUUCGGAUACCUAUACCUAUACCGUCGUGUAGAUCUAUAA